UCAAUCUUUUUUUUUUUUUCCUUCCUUUUGUUUUUUUCUUUCUUCUUGCAUUGAUGGCUGGGUCAAAGACGGCGACGCCUGGCCGACCAGCCAACGGCGCACCGCAGACGCCCGCCAAGCCACAGCCGCCGCCGCAAGCACCAAGCACGCCCACUGCUGCUGCUGCUGCUGCACCAUCGAAGGGGGCUGCUGCUGCUGGACUGCAGACGCCAACGACGACGACGACGCCGGGCAAGAAGAAGCAGGCGGCGACUCGUCCACAUGGAUCGCCAGCCGUCACUGCGACUCCGCUUGCUGCUGCUGCUGCUGCUGCUCCUAUGACCACUACGACUACGACUACUGCUGCUGAGCACGAUGCAAAUGGACACACAAAGACGCCCGCUGGACGACGCGGCGCAGACAGCACGCCAGCCAAGGCAGCCAAGGCAGCAAAGGCGGCCGCUCCGCACGUGGAAGAGGAUGGCAGCGGCGCGGCAGGACCGGCGACCAGCGCAGGCGGCCGCGGCCACACGCAGCCCACGACGGCUCGGAACAGCAGCCACAAGAAGGCCAAUGCCGGAAAGGGCGGCGCGAGGGACGCGAGCGACGAGGACAGCGAGAGCGACGAGGACUCGGCCGCAGCAAUGCAGAUUGACGACGACGACGACGACGACAGCAACGCACAACAGAGCCAGCCACGCCGCAACAAGAGCACCAAGGCAAGCAACCACAGCAGCGGCACGACGGGUGCUGUUGCAUCCGACGCGACGACGGAGUACGUUACACGCCUCGGCGGCGGCAACAUUACUCGCUUCCCUGCAGUCUUCUCGAAGGACGGCAAGUUCAUGUUCGCCGCAGCUGGCGAUCUGGUCAACGUAUACAGCGUAAACUCGGGUGAGCGUGUGCGAUGUCUCCAAACCUGGUCCUCGUUCAACGCAGCGUCCACAGAUAGUGAGUCAUCCUCAUCAUCGACUGCGCCCAAGCGCGCGUCCGGCUCUGGCGCGCCUGCGAUUGCGCUCUGGCUCAACCCCGCUAAUGCACUGCAACUGUUCUCGGUCACGAGCGAUGCCCGGUUGCUCGUGUGGGACAUCAACGAUGGCGUCUUGUUGCAGCAAUUGCAGCUGGCGCUGCCCGCUCCAUUCCCUAAACGACGUGUUAUUGCUGCCGUCCCUCUGCCAGACUCCCCGUAUGCUAUGGUCUACAUUGUUUACACUCCUCCCAAGCAUCUCGGUAUGCUCGGUGAUACACAGCUCACAUCCGCCGCCAAGGCGACUGCCUACUUUCAAGAUUUGGCGCAACCCACCUCCACUACUGCCGCAACAUUAUCAACAACAACAACAACAACACCAACUGAUGCACCCUCCAAGCCGGCGACACUGGCUGCUCGAAAGAUCUUCAAGUCCAAGGCGCUCACAAAGCUCGCCAUCAGCGGAGACGGCGUCACGGUGGCAGCCAUUGGCGGCCGCUACCUGCACGUUUACAAUCUUCGCACAGAGACUGGACACAAGUUCAAGCAUGCGCGCGACCUUACUUGCGUUGCCAUUCAUCCGACAGAGGCCUAUAUUGCAACCGGCGACAGCCGCGGUGAGAUUGUAUUGUGGUACCUGCAAUCCGAAUCGAUGCAACAGCAAGGCGCCUCGCGCACCCCGGCUACGAGCGUCAUGCACUGGCACGCCAACGCCGUUGCGCACAUGUGCUUCUCGUCCGACGGCGUGUAUCUGAUCUCGGGCGGUCUCGAGUCUGUGCUUGUCAUGUGGCAGCUGCAGACCGGUCACCGCCAAUACUUGCCACGUCUUGGCGCUGCCAUCACUGCCGUCGCGACCUCUGCCGACGACACCCUCUAUGCUGUUUCUCACGCCGACAACUCGAUUCGCAUCGUCUCGGCUGUCUCCCUGAAAACCCUACGCAUUGUCCAGAGCCUCAAGCUCGGUGAGCGUGACUCGGCGCCAGUGACUGGCCUCGUCGUCGAGCCUCGCACCAACAUGCUCGUCUUGAACAGCACGCUGCCUGGUACCAUUCAAUUCUUUGAUGCGCACCACGACCGUCACGUCACGGACAUUGAAAUCGUGCCCCGGCACCACGUCACGUCCACGCCGGUUGUGCACGUGGCAUUCGGACGCGGUGGCGAGUGGAUGGCCACGAUUGAGCGCCGUGAAGACAUCCCCUCGUUGCCAAAGACCGCCGCUCGCCAAUUCCCGGGCUCGACCCUUUCCUCGCCCGCACACUACUCCAUGUCUGCCGAGGCCCAGUCGUCUCAUGCCGCAUCGCUCUCCGUGCUUGCCACCCCCGACGCGACGUUUGAGACCCGUCUGCGCUUUUGGCACUACAACAAGUCCGCCCAGCGAUACGUCCUGAGCACUUGCGCCGAAUCUCCCCACGGCAUUUCUGCCGUCUCGUCCAUCCAGUUCCACCCCAAGCUUGAUCUUGCUGUCACCUGUGGUCUCGACAAGAAAUUCCGCGUCUGGGCACUCGCAUCGCCCGCCAGCACCGAUUCGUACGUGGCAUCGACGGCUGCGGCCGCGGCAGCAGCUGCAGCAGCAGCAUCCGCGUCGUCUGGCACCACCGCUGGCGCUACUGCACCCGCAGUGGUCGAAGAGGAUGUCGCUGGCUCGUGGUUUUGCCGCUCUGUCGGUUUCUACCGCGACUACCAUUGCAAGAGUCUCGCCUUCUCGGCCGACGGUUCGGUGCUCGCCAUUGCUUACGGCUCCAGCGUCACUCUCUGGGAUGUCGAUACCAGCAUUUUGCAAAUCACCCUUUCCUAUCCGCCACCGCAAGAGCACAUCCAACAAGUGGCUUUUAUCAAUGAUACUCCUUACCUUGUUGCACGUUCAUCGACUUCAAUUUACGUGUGGAAUCUUCUCACAUGCUCUGUCUGGUGGUCAUGCAAGUUGAAUACUUCUGCUCUUGUGCUCGAUGCUUCCUCUGAUCGGUUUAUGGUGUUUACGACUGUUCAAGAUCCGGCAAAUCGCAAGGCACAACAACAGCGCGUCCUCCUUUUCCGACCAAUGUCGGCCGUUCCCGUGUCCAUUUUCCACAUUCAAGACUCGCGACGUGUGACGGCAGCCGCCUUUGUGCCGACGCGCAAAGGAGGGUUGGCUUCAGUGGUCUACCUUGGUGACGAGAAUGAUCUCAAAAUGCUGCACACCAGCGGCCCCGUGGCUCGCAAGGCGUCGGCUUUGGUUCCACUUGCCGCCAACAAGCCCACCGUGCAGCAGACAAGCUACGCGCAAUUGUUUGGCUCCACUCCGUCCACAGACGCUGCGCCGGCCGCUGCUACUGCCGCUGCUUCGUCGUCCACGAGCGCUGCAGCUGCAUUCUCGGGCAAGUCGCUCUCCGCGACCAUCUUCAGCGGACCCGCCCAUGUCAUCCCGCCUGUUUCCCAGCUGGUCGGUCCCUUCAUGGGAUUGCUGCUUGAUCGCGUCACUGGCAAGGUUGCCACCGCCGAAUCGACGACAAGCUCUGCAAUGGAUACUGCGGAAGACGUUCCGGCACCUGCGCAGCCUCAGACAGCUGCUGUUGCACCUCGAUCACUGCUUGCGAUUGCCGCUUCAGUCGGAGAGCGAGAAUUCGACUUUUUGGCCGACUGCUUCAAGGUUGGAGCAACACUCACCGAUGCAGCACCUGUGGCAUCGCGCAAAGUGCGCAAAGACAAGAGCUAAACCACGCGCCCAAACAAACGUGAUACUUUGAUAAGGCGAAUGAUUUUGUUGCUGUUUUUUUUUUUUUUGUAUUAACACAGUUUUGUUGAAAUCAAUUCAAGCAAUAACAAAGGAGCUAAUGAG
Capsaspora owczarzaki ATCC 30864 is the source of this 3761-nucleotide messenger RNA. RefSeq lists its product as hypothetical. Gene Ontology annotation, cellular component: nucleolus. The record is from RefSeq and is a predicted model, not a curated record. The coding region runs from base 54 to 3638 and encodes 1194 amino acids. NCBI's taxonomy places the organism in Eukaryota, Filasterea, Ministeriida, Capsasporidae. Gene Ontology annotation, biological process: positive regulation of rRNA processing; positive regulation of transcription by RNA polymerase I. Gene Ontology annotation, molecular function: protein binding; RNA binding. The transcript has 5 exons.